Molecule: messenger RNA, 2063 nt
Organism: Pseudoliparis swirei
Lineage: Eukaryota; Metazoa; Chordata; Actinopteri; Perciformes; Liparidae
Product: E3 ubiquitin-protein ligase TRIM21-like
Exons: 1
Coding region: 293-1615 (440 amino acids)
Molecular function (GO): protein binding
Source: RefSeq, a predicted model, not a curated record
AGAAGGCAACUUUAAAUGUAGCCGCUGUCAGUCGACAUCUGGUGUAGAAACUUGUGUAACGGUCAUUACUCCGGUAGUGUAAACUAAAAGGUUCUGAGGUAACGUCAUUGGGAGUUCAUCCUCACUCACUUUGGGCUUGCCAGGUCUUUCCAGCGGCUCCCUCCAUCUGACGUGACCAGCUGACAGCUCUGCUCCUCUCUUCACCCGAGCGCCUCAGACAUACGGCCACAGUUCAGAAGGUUGUACUGUUAGUUCAUAAAAUAACACAAGUUUUGUUUUUCCACUCUUAGACAUGUCUGCUGCCAGCAUGCAGAUGACUGAGGAUCAGUUCCUGUGCUCCAUCUGUCUGGAUGUGUUCACUGAUCCAGUCACCACACCAUGUGGACACAACUUCUGUAAAGCCUGCAUCACUCAACACUGGAACGUCAAUGUCACCUAUCAGUGUCCCAACUGUAACCAGCAUUUUGCCAGCAGACCUGAGAUGAAGGUCAACACCUUCAUCUCUGAGAUGGCUGCUCAGUUCAGACAGGCAGCUCUGGAAGAAGAAUGUGAAGGAAAGCAGGCCGAGAUGAAGAAGACUGAGGCUGAAACCAAGGAGAUGAUAAAGAAGAGACGCCUGAAGAUCCAGGAGCUCAAUGACUCGGUGCAGCUCAGUGAGGAACAUGCAGACAGAGAGAUAGCAGGUGGUGUUCAGGUCUUGACCGCUCUGAAGGUGUCUGUUGAGAGAAGCCAGGCCAAGCUCAUCCUCACGAUCAAAGAGAAGCACAGAAACACAGAGAAACAGGCUGAAGGCUUCAUCCAAGAGCUGGAACAGGAACUCUGUGAACUGGAGAAGAGAAGCACUGAGGUGGAGCAGCUCUCACGCUCUGAAGACCACCUCCACCUCCCCCAGAGCCUCAGGACCCUGAAGGCUGCUCCACCCACCAAGAACUGGACCGGAGUCAGAGUCCGUCCACCUUCCUAUGAGGGUACAGUGAUGAGAGCUGUGAAGCAGCUGAAGAAGACGCUCAGCAAUCAGAUGAAGAAGCUGUUUGAGGGCGAGAUGAAGAGGGUCCAGCGGUCUGCAGUGGAUGUGACUCUUGAUCCUGAUUCAGCACAUCCUGAACUCAUCCUGUCUGAUGAUGGAAAACAAGUUAAACUUGGUGAUGCAGAGAAGAAUCUUCCAGAUAACCCAGAGAGAUUUGAUCCUUGUGCUGCUGUCUUAGCAAAGCAGAGUUUCUCUUCAGGAAGAUCUUACUACGAGGUUCAGGUUGAAGGAAAGACUAAGUGGGUUUUAGGAGUGGUGAGAGAGUCCAUCAACAGGAAGAGAAGCAUCACACCGUCUCCUCAGGAAGGUUUCUGGACGAUAUGUUUGAGGAAUGAGAAUGAGUACUCAGCUCUUGUUGGCCCUCCAGUCCGUCUCUCUCUGAGGUCUCGGCCUCAGAAGGUGGGGGUGUUGGUGGAUUAUGAGGAGGGUCUGGUCUCCUUCUAUGACGUAGAUGCUGCAGCUCUUAUCUACUCCUUUACUGGCUGCUGCUUCACUGAGAAACUCUUCCCAUUCUUUAGUCCAGGUCUUAAUGAAGGAGGUCUAAACUCUGCUCCUCUGAUCAUCUCUCCUGUCGACCACACGCAGUAGAACUACCACUGGAUUCCCUCCAGAGAGAUCCACUCAUAUUAAUGUAGCAUCUAUAAUAUUGGUUAUUUACGCUGUAAACAUGAUUCUUUUUCACAUUCUGAUCAAUCGGUUAUUACUUUUUCUCCGUAAAUGUUUUUCUAUAAUUCGUCAUAACUCAGACACACAGAUUUAAAGCCACUGAUUGAUAUUAUCUAAUGUAAUCUAAUUAAUUUUAAUAACUUUAUAGACGUUACUACAGACUGUUGAAUAAUCAAACCAUGAAAUCAGCAAUAAGGACCAUUUGCACAUUAAUUAAAAAUCAAUUAAAAUGUUAUACGGUCUUAUUAAUUUAUAUUUAAUAUAUAUUGUGAAUACCGACACGUAUUGGAGAACUUUUAAAGUACAAAUAAAGAAAAAGGUGUUUUGUUUUGUUUUGAUCAUUUUCAAAAUAAAAGAGGAUUCAAUGUUU